Zophobas morio is the source of this 1188-nucleotide messenger RNA. Its product is annotated as odorant receptor Or1-like. Gene Ontology annotation, cellular component: plasma membrane. Gene Ontology annotation, molecular function: odorant binding; olfactory receptor activity. Bases 1 to 1188 code for a protein of 395 amino acids. Lineage: Eukaryota; Metazoa; Arthropoda; Insecta; Coleoptera; Tenebrionidae. Gene Ontology annotation, biological process: detection of chemical stimulus involved in sensory perception of smell; sensory perception of smell. The record is from RefSeq and is a predicted model, not a curated record. The transcript is spliced from 6 exons.
AUGCCCUCAGUCAUACACCAAAGUUUCCACGUCAAUUUAAAAGCAAUGCGCUUCUUUUUUCUGUAUCCUCCAGACAAAUAUAAAACUUUAUAUCGCAUACAUACGUACAUUAUGUACUUUGUACUUGUUGUACCCAUACCCAUUCUGGAGUGUCUUUUCUUGUUUCUCCAGGAAAAUCUUCGUUUUGCCCAGUUCGCCGACAGCGUGUUUCUCCUGGCAGAAUUAGUGUGUUUCGUGCUAAAAUUGUAUCCGUUUUUGAAUAACAGCGAACGCAUUAAAAAAUGCAUACAUUAUUUCGAUUCUGCGGUUUUCGAAGUUGUAAGAAGCGAACAUGAGGAGAUUCUUAAAGAGUGUGUUAAAAUGUGUCGACGAACAUCAGCGCUUUUUUUGGCUGCAGUUACCGGAGGAUUUAUUAGUUGGUCCAGUCGACCCAUUUCUUGGAAAAAUCACGUUUUUCCGACUGAUUUGUGGCUGCCUUUUGAUGUAAAGACAGCCCCAAGGUCUUAUAUUUCUUGUACAUAUGUGUACAUUGUUAUGGGGGUGGGAUAUGGUGCGUAUACUAGUGCAGCAAUAGAUCCUUUAAUAGCAGGACUUGCAUAUCAGGCUACAUGUCAGAUAAAAAUUCUAAAGAACAAUUUACAAUUUCUUAAGGAACAAGUAAAAGACGAAUUUGGAAAAACUACGAAUUUGGAUAGUGCACGUGAGAAUGAGUUGGUGUACGAGAAAAUUCGAAAAUGUGUUAUUCAUCACAAUCUUAUACUAGAAUUUGUUAAAGAAUACGAACACUGUUUUUCGCAAAUUGCUCUCAGUCAGUUUGUAGCAGGCGUCGUCGUACUUUGUCUUUCAUGUUUGCAGCUAACUUUGGUGGAUCUUGUCAGUUUUGAUUUUUUAGCGAUGGUAAUGUAUCUUAUUGCCAUGUUAAGCGAAAGUUAUUUGUAUUGUUAUUUUGGAACCGUAUUAUAUGAAGAAAGUAAUACCAUUAUCGAUGCCAUUUAUUUGGGUAAAUGGUACGAAUACGACGUAAGAUGUCGUAAGGCGUUGAUUCUUCUAAUGGAACGAGCUAAAAGACCUAUGAUCGUUACGUGUGGGAAAAUUGUUGACAUGUCUUUGGAUACUUUCACAUUGAUAUUAAGGAGGUCGUAUUCUUUGUUGGCAGUGCUAGAAAAUUAUAAUAUAGAACUAAACUGA